AUGGCACACAAGGAAGAAAGGAAAACGAGCAUGCAUUUAGGACGCAUUCAACAAGGGAAAGAUGAAUCAUUAAGGAGUUAUGUGAAACGUUUCAACCUAGAGGCCGGGCAGAUCCCAGACCUACCCGACGGCGUCGCUUUUGAUAACUUUAUCAGAGGACUGAAGAAAGGGUCCUUCAAGUUUUAUUUAGUUAAGAAGAGUGUGCGGACUAUGGCCGAAGUUCUAGACGAGGCUGAAGCAUUCAUUCACGCAACGGAAAUAUGCAGCGCGUCCAAGGAUGGAAAGACAGGUGAAGCAACAGACUCCCCAGGAAAGAAGGAUAAGAUAGACCGAAAAGCUCCACGGGUAAAUGGCACUUGGGCUCUGUCAAAAGAGCAUGAUAACUCUCCUAGGCACAAGAGAGAGCGUCCGCAAGAAAGAGAAUAUUUCGAGUAUAACACAGAUCUCCUCACAAUCCUAAAAGACGUUGGGACACGGUUUGAUCUUGAACGGCCUUUUCCUAUGAAGUCACCUGCUGAGAGUCGAGACCCUAAGAUGUAUUGCCAGUUCCACGAGGAUAUAGGGCAUGACACCAAGAACUGUAGAAGCUUAAAGAGAGCCUUAGACGGCCUCGCCUCUAAAGGACACCUCAAAAAUUACUUACAGAGAAAUGCUCACGGCUCGGGAAAGAGCCAAUACAAGAAGAACAAGUCCCCUGCCUCACCUACAGAGGGAAACCACAGCGAAGGAGGAUUUGUAGCCGUCAUUUCUGGGGGGGCCAGCUGCUGGAGGACCCACUAUAAGGGGACAGAAAGACUACGCCCGCCGCCUAGGACACGUGAUGUUGUCAGGAAAGUCAUCUGUAGACCCGUUCCCUCGGAUUAA
Messenger RNA from Spinacia oleracea (spinach), 864 nucleotides. RefSeq lists its product as uncharacterized. The record is from RefSeq and is a predicted model, not a curated record. NCBI's taxonomy places the organism in Eukaryota, Viridiplantae, Streptophyta, Magnoliopsida, Caryophyllales, Amaranthaceae. The coding region runs from base 1 to 864 and encodes 287 amino acids. The transcript has a single exon.